Molecule: messenger RNA, 1203 nt
Organism: Arctia plantaginis
Lineage: Eukaryota; Metazoa; Arthropoda; Insecta; Lepidoptera; Erebidae
Source: the annotation of a GenBank genome assembly
AUGAUAUCAAGGAAAGGUCAAAAAGCCAUUAAUGAAGGCGUAGUUGGUAAAUAUAUAAAAAAAGAUACGCCACCAGAUUUGCCGAUUAUAAAUGUGUGGACAACGGGACAUAACAAAAGACCCCGUAGUCAGCCUUUUGGUGCAAAUGAUGCUGUCUCUCAAAGCCAUGAGAAUAAAUUUGGCAAGGCACAGACAAUGAGUGGUCAUGCGGGAAAAUAUACACCCAGUGAGUCAGUACCAAAUUUAGCACACAGGUUUGCGAAUUUGUCUACUAAUGAUACAGGAAGUACAACAAACACCUAUAAUUCACAAUAUUUGUUAGAUCCUAAUGUGGCUUCACAUACAACUCUAAAUGAAAUAGAUGACUCAUUCAGUAGACAGACUAGCUACAGAUAUUAUAGUCAACAGCAGGAAGAUCCAAUAUAUCAAAAUCAACAACAGGUUCAACAACAAAAACAACAGCAAUAUGGUUCAAGAGAAUCUAGUAUACCAAGAUUGUCUUCCAACAUGAGUUUAACACCAAGACUUCAUCCUCCAUCCCCACACUCAAUACAGCUACAUAACUGCAAUGAUUCCUAUGCCACAGCAAGUCAGUCUUCACCAAUAUACUCUAAUUAUGUAAAUACAUCAGGUCUUUCAUACAAUAAGGCUCAUGGCAGUAAAAUGAUAACAAGUGGUCAAGCUUCUGAUGAAAGUGAGCUUCCACUACCUCCGGGUUGGUCAGCAGACAGGACUUUACGGGGUCGAAGAUACUACAUGGACCAUAACACACAAACCACACAUUGGACUCACCCCCUUGAAAGUGUGCCACAACCUUGGCAGCGGGUUUCUACUCCACAUCAUGGAGUUUAUUAUUUUAAUGAAAUAACUCAUCAAACAACUUACGCUCAUCCGUGCUUGGUGGGUGGUUGCUACUUAGUUAGCCCCUAUGUUCCUACUCUUGUGCCACCUUAUCUACUGGAAGAGAUACCUCAUUGGUUAAUUAUUUAUUCAAAAGCUGAUCAGGAGCUUGAUCACAAACUCCGUUGGAAUAUGUUUAGGCUGAGUGAACUAGAUUGCUACUCUGACAUGCUGACUAGAUUGUACAAGCAAGAGCUGCAACUUAUUGUUAUGAAAUAUGAAAGAUACAGAUCUGCUUUACUACAAGAAAUUGAACGUAGACGACAUGCUGCGAUUACAUAUCAUACACAUUCAAACUGUUGA